Molecule: messenger RNA, 599 nt
Organism: Teleopsis dalmanni
Lineage: Eukaryota; Metazoa; Arthropoda; Insecta; Diptera; Diopsidae
Product: calcium/calmodulin-dependent protein kinase type II alpha chain-like
Exons: 3
Coding region: 11-229 (72 amino acids)
Source: RefSeq, a predicted model, not a curated record
AGGUAGAAGCAUGAUUACUAAAAAGGGUGAAGGAUCUCAAGUUAAAGAAUCGACUGACUCUUCUAGCACUACAAUUGAAGAUGAUGAUGUAAAAGAAGAUAAAAAGGGAAUUGUUGAUCGAAGCACAACUGUCAUAUCAAAAGAGCCUGAAGAGAUUCGGAUAGUGUGCCCAGCGAAGACAUGUCAACAAUUGUCAUCGAACUCGCAAUGCUCUGCCGCAGGUAUGUAGACUAGUUUUAUGAAUUUUAACAUAAUAUAUAAUCUAAAAAUCUGCACAUGUUAAAAAAAAAAAUUUUAAAUAUGAAAUGAAUACCACCUCAAAAUUAAAAAAUCACGUUUCCUAAUGCAUGACAAAAUCCAAGCACUUAAAAUUAGUCAUAGUCAAGUUUGCUAAAAACGCAUGAAUUGAUAUUCAGUUUUGUAUAUAAUUACUCGAAUGCAUUAAAUUAUGUGAACUAAAGCGGAGUGCAUUUGGUAGCUGUAGCGAUUUUUACAAUACAGAUAAGUCAUGUCUAUAAUACAAUAUUAUAAAUAUAAUAAAGUAUAUAUGUUCGUUUCAAUUUUUUUGUAAGUUAUAUUGUUUUGGUUGUGAUAAAACA